AUGAGAAUUGCCACCGGCCCUGUGCCCCGGAUAACGCGCAGCACGAACUAUAAGUGGUGGGUGUUCGCUUCGGUUGCGCUGGGGCUGUACCUGACGGUUACCGAUCAGUCGGGCGUCAACAUUGCACUGCCGCGAAUCGCGCAGCAUUUCGGCGCGGACCUGCCGGCGGUGCAGUGGAUUGCGCUGGGAUUCACGCUGAGCACCAGUGUGAUGUUCAUGCCGGUGGGACGGCUGUCGGACAUCUUCGGGCGGACGCAGGUGUUCAUGCUUGGGUUUGCCGUAUUUGUUGCGGCUGCUCUGCUGGGCGGGAGCGCGGUCGCGUUCCCUGUGCUUAUUGCGGCGAAGAUCCUCCAGGGCGUCGGCGUUGCCGGAAUCGAAGCGAAUGGGAUGGCGAUGGUCGCCGACAUAUUCCCGGAGAAGGAGCGCGGCAAAGCCAUCGGGCUGUACAUGUCCAUCAUCGGCGCGGGUGCGGUUGGAGGGCCGGUCAUCGGAGGGACGCUCGUAAGCCUUCUGGGCUGGCGGUCCAUCUUCGCAGUGAGCGCGGGCGUGGGCGUCGUCGCGCUGGCACUGGCUGCCGUGGUGCUGCGGCGUGGCGUUUCGGUGGAAAAUCGCCAACCCGCCGGUACGAACUUUGACUGGACGGGCGCGGGGCUGUCGGCAAUCGUGCUUAUAUGCUUCCUGCUGUCCAUCACGAACGGGCACAAGCUUGGCUGGUACUCCCCUGCGAUAAUGGCCGGCUUCGGGAUAGCGGCUGCGGCGCUGGCAUUGUUCAUCUGGUGGGAGGGGAAGGCAAGCGCGCCGAUGCUCGACCUGAGCUUCUUCAGGAGCAAGGUGUUCACGCUCGGUGUGUCGGCGCGUUUCCUGUCGUUUCUGGGCGGGUCUGCGGUGUACUUCCUGAUGCCGUUCUACCUUGUGCAGGGGCUGGACUUCGAGCCAAGCAAAGCGGGGCUGCUGAUGGUGCCCGGUUCGGCGUGCAUUGCCUUCUGGGGGCCAUUCAGCGGCAGGCUGUCGGACAGGAUAGGCACGCGCUGGCUGACGGUUGCCGGAAUGGCGCUGUGCAGCAUAGGUAUGCUGAUGUUCGCGCGGCUGGAUGUGGACUCGUCUGCGUGGGAGAUUGUGGUGAGCAUCAUAGUCGAGGGGACGGGGAUAGGGUUGUUCUCUUCGCCAAAUACCAGCGCGAUAAUGACGGCGAUAGACAGCCGCAAGUUCAGCGUGGCGUCGGCGUUUCUGAACCUGGUGCGAACCUCGGCAGGACUGAGCGGCAUUGCGAUAUUCACGGCUAUAGUGGUGUUCACGAUGGCGUCGCAGGGGUUUGAGCCGGACCUGUCUGGGGUGUCGGAGUCAGGAGGCAACGACGUAAGACUGGUGUUCAUCGCAGGGAUGAGCCGGGCGUUCGUUGUCGGCGCGGCAGUUAUGGUUGCGGCGAUGGUUGUGUCUUUGAUGCGGCCGGAAAACCCUUCGGUUCUGGAUGAAGGCUAA
This is a messenger RNA of Geodia barretti, 1479 nucleotides long. Lineage: Eukaryota; Metazoa; Porifera; Demospongiae; Tetractinellida; Geodiidae. The record is from the annotation of a GenBank genome assembly.